Leishmania major strain Friedlin is the source of this 4431-nucleotide messenger RNA. RefSeq lists its product as hypothetical. The transcript has a single exon. The record is from RefSeq and is a predicted model, not a curated record. The coding region runs from base 1 to 4431 and encodes 1476 amino acids. NCBI's taxonomy places the organism in Eukaryota, Euglenozoa, Kinetoplastea, Trypanosomatida, Trypanosomatidae.
AUGGGCGCCUUUGCUUUGUGUGUGGAGAGCGCGGCACGCGACAUUCGAUCGCUGCUCACGCUGCAUCGCGUGCAUCCGCAGGUGCACAGCGACAUUCAGCGCAUUCUUGGGAGCCUUCUCCGAAAAAACUAUGAGAACAUGACGGCGCCCGUACCGAUGGACCUGAUCGAUCCCCCGGAGCAGGUGUGCCGGGAGCUGGUAAAUGACAUUGUGGAGAACGCCUUCAAGACAGCGCUGCCGGCGUCUGAUAUGCGUGCCCUGGAGCACCGUUGUGUCGAGCUACAGCAGGACAAUGCCGAGUUGAAGGCUGCUGUCGAGGAAGCGGACGAAAGCGUCAUGGAGUUGCGGGCAGUGCUGUCGGAUCUCAAGAAGGCACACGAAUACAUGCUUCAUAGCUACUUUAGGGAGGUCCUAAUGCUGCGCUCCCGCAUCGACGAUCUUCAGCGACAGCUUCGCACUCGCCGACUGCACACCACGAAUCUCGCGCCUCUUGUCAGUGGCAGUGUUUCACAGUUUAUCCCCACAACAGAGUCACCCUUGCAGCACUUCCUCGUCAACACAAGCGUAGCCACUGGGCAGGGCGAGCCGACGAGCCGGUCGUCGACGUCACCACUCGGGACACCGCUGCCGCCGAGCAUGUCAUCGGACGAGGAAUCAGAAGCGGAUGAUGGCCCCGUGCGUCGGCUGCUCUCAAAUCACAUCAGCUAUCAUGGAGAAGGGCGUUGCGCUGACGUGCAAGCGCAAGCAAGACCGCACGCGCUGGGGGCGGCUACAGUCGGCGCUGCACCGGCAGCACCACCCGAUGCAAAGGGGUGGUCCGCGACGCCUCACCCGAAGUACAAAGGCUACAGUGUUCGCAUCAACGUCCCGAUAAGCACUGCUGCUCGCGCGCGGACGCCGGGGUCAGCGCGCAGCGCUACCGCACAGAAGACGACAACGUUUGAGGUGUGGAGCACGGAGCCCGAUAGCGUUGACGCGAUCUUUGAUUACGAAGAGUACCUCCGCAUCCUCAACGGCGCGGAUGCCACCUGGAUGCAGCGCUUCACGGAUGCGAUGGAUGGCUGGGAGCGCGGGAGUCCGCGGCAUCGUCGCCACUCGCUGAGUUUGCGCGCUUGCACCAAAUCAAAGGUGAGCUUCCUCUCCGGCAGCCUAGCCUCGAACCCCGACGACCCCUUGUCGUCUGCGACGCUUUCGAACGAGAGGGUGAACGCCAACGGGUUCCGCUGGUUGCUGCACCUCGCCCUGGAGCCGAUCAAGCACAAGUUUCACAUGGAGCUGGACCAGCUGCGGGAGGCGGUUCAAGCAAUGCAGCAGGAGCACGCAGACCAGGUGCAGCGGAUUGAGUGCGCACUCUUGACCGUGCAGAGCCGCAACGAUGCAUUACUCGACUUCAUCAACACGUUUGCGCAGCAGGCUCGGCAAACGCUGUUGGUGGUGGCUCGUGACGUGCAGGCGCGGAACAUGGUGGAGCUCCUGUCCAGUGGUGCGCUGCCGGUUGCAGCGGCUGAGACGGUCGCGUCCUUUUUCACUCCCGCCGCAUCAGCGGCGACGCCACAUGUGCGGCCGUCUCUAUCCUCGGCGACCGCCUCGCCGCUACCCCACCCAGAGUCGGCUCAGGUGCCAUCGGCGUCGCACUUGCUUCGCAACAAGGAGUGGCGCCUGAAGCCAGGCGUGGUGCUUGAGGCGCAGGAGCAGGCGUCAAUGAUGACCGCCAUGAAUCACCGGCUUGGAAAGGCCAGCUCGGUGGAGGUGACGCGCAGCAUGCCGCAUGCCCCUACGAAUGCUGCCGAGGAGGUGAACUACUACCGCGCCGACCUCGGUCUUCCCUACUGGUGCUCGCACCCGGUCACCGUACACGCACGAAAAAUGUUUGGCGAGGUGCAAGAGAUCGCCGCUUCGAUUCGCGCAACGCGGGCGAUGCAUUUCCUUGCAUCCAAGGAGAGCGCUGCCGGUGGCGGGCGUCGGGUGCGGUGGAAGGUCCGAGGCACCGCAGACUCCAGCCGACACGAUGACGGCGACCACCGUGGCUGCAACUCCCCGCCUCCGCUGUUAAAGGGCCGCGACAGCUCGUCCUUCUACUAUUUCCGCGACUGCGACGCGGACGACGACAGUACGCUGCGGCACUUGGUAGCGCAUCGCCGGCAGCGGGAAGAGUGGCUCACGGCGUCCGUCAGUGGGGCGGACGGGCAAACGGCCGCGGACUUGCUGCGUGAGCUGGCAGCUCUGCGCAUGCGCCGCGCAUGUGACCGGAAGCGACUAAAGGUGGUGCAGGCUUCGCUGCCGCAGCAUUUCAUGAAAGACGCCGCUGCUUCUGCCAUGGCGGAGGAGGCCGCUGUGGCAAAGGAGAUGAAGAAGGGAGCCGGCGCCCGCGCCCGCGCCACCGACCCGGAGCCGGAGUCGCCGCACCUGCAGUUCGUGUCUGCAGAAGCGCUGCUGAGGGCUUGUGCGCUGCAGCGGCUCGGCAGGCGAACGGAGCAGCGGCUGAUGCAGGCGUCGCAGCGCAUUGCCGAGCUUCAGCGACUGCUGGACUUGCACUUGGGUCAUUGCCAGCUGAAGGACUCCGAGGACUCGCUCUCGUGGGAGACGGCGCGGAGGUUGACGGCUGAGGGGUCGCAGGGACUGCUCGGCGCCAAUGGCACAUUGAACUUGGCGGGUCAUUUGUGGCGCUCGCCCUACUUGAAUGACACCGUCCUGGAUGCGAACGAUCAGCAGCAGCAGCAGAGGGGCACCUGGGCCGGCUACUCUCGUGGACAGCUGAUGUAUCUUCCGAUAGGGCUGGCGAUGGCGCGAGACGCAGACGGCAACAGCAUCGGUGGGGCUGGAGCCUAUUUCAUGCUUGACGGGUCUGUCAUCUCCGCCGCGCCGUUUGCCCCAUUCUCGACGGCGGCAAGCAAGGGUGGCCAGGGCAGCAACGAGGAAUCGGAGCGGCCUGCGAUGCCGGGUCGCAUCACUCCGUUUGUGGCUGUUAUGGAGUACUGCCGGGGCGUGCAGAUGGGCCGCCCGCUCGGUCGGCGCGCCGGGCCCGUGUAUCUCUUCCAGGACCAUGAAAGCGGUGACUACUACGUCGGCGAUCAGGCUGGCCGCAACGUGCUGAAGGCGGACGACGACACCGCUGGGGAUGCGGUUGGCAUGCGAGCAGAGGCGGGCACGCAACGGCCACUGCUGCCCAUGACGCGCAUUUUGUUCCCAGCGCCGAUGCAGUUUACCGCGGUCGACGCUUCUUCCGUCGCGUCUUCUGUGGCGGCAUCUGCUGCAGCGAGCACGGCACUGCACCCCAUCUACCUUGUGCCCAUGGCGAUUCCUCUCUCGGACGAAGAGGCAGUGAUGCGGGAGGGCUGGCAGGCAUGCCACCGACACGGACACACACGUCGCGACCCCAUCUACUACACGACGAUGACACCCCUUCCGCUCUCGAAAUCGUAUCAUCACGUUGUGCCGCAGCCAGGAAACGCCGACGCCGUCGCUCUUGCGGAGGCGGCAGCUGACGUGGCCGCCGUUUCGUACAAUGAUGACAGCAAUGCACCUGUGAACCGUUACCUUCGCAACCCACCUUGCGUGUUCCAGCCGGCUGACGAGGCCGCUGCAAUGAUGCGCGUGCGCUCCUUGCAGCUCCAGCAGCGCCGCGGUGCUAAUAAAUCCUUUCCCGAUACCGCGGCGGUGGACAGCAGCGCCGCUUGCGCACAUUCCGGCCUCCUAUCGCCAGACGGCACAGCGAGCUCGGCCGUGACCCCAACAUCCACGUUGCCGUCCUCCGUGGGCCCUCUCUCCGGCUAUGCCCUCUCUUCCCCCGAAGCGCAUCUCCUCGGUGCGGUGCCGUUGCUUGCCGCUGACUGGCAAGGGAGUGGAGGCCCAGUCGCAGCCGCGCCGCUUCCUGGCAGCUCCAGCAGCCCCCCUGCGGUACCGUUAGCGCUGCCUCCCUCCCCAGAGCCUGGCACCACGCUGGCCAAAACGGGGCACAACGGCGUGCAACCACUCACCAAGCCCGUGCCUCACACCUCUGCUGCUGCAGCGGCGGCGGCGGCGCCAGCAUCUUCCGCCACGAGCUUCUCCCCUCCCCUUGCUGCAGCACUGGUGCUGGCGAAGGAGCGGCGUUACGCGAGGCUUGCCGAGGAGGCAGAACGCGCCGCACAGGCAAAGAAGCUUCGGCAGGAUUCGCUACGAAACCGAACUCUGACGCGCACGGCACCGAACAAGGAGAGUGACGUUCCACGCGUUCCGCCGCAUCGUCUCGCCCCCCUCAGCGGCAAGCACCCAGGUGACGAGGUGUCGUCCAUGCUACCCCUCCCCGCUGACUCUGCAAGGCUGCAGAGUCAGAUGCGUCCGGCGAAGCUCGCGCUGACGCCGCCUCCGCCGUCGCUGCGGUGGCGGGAGGUGAACGGUGGCGGACUGAAUGCCUGGAACCUCAGCAGCGACGACGGCGACGCGGCGUAG